UAAGCAAUACAAAGUGAUGUUACUUUUGCCCUUCUGUAUGUUUCCUUUGCCCGCUCGUUCUAGAGCCAACACUAAAAGAGCAAUAAAUGAGUAGUGUUGAAUGUGAUAUUCAUGUAAAUCCCAGCAUUGACAUCUUGGCUACGUCACAGUGCGAGGCUUAUCCGCAAAGGCUAACACAUGAUUAACAACUUCUCGAUUUAUCGAUUGCGAACUGCAGGAAACACGAGACCUCUCAAGAACAACACAACUAUUGUGUUCUUACAAUUAUAUUUCAAAAAGUACUUUCUAAUACGAUUUACACCCCCCCCGGUAUUAAUGAUCUGUCGCAGGUGCGAAACACUUUGUCAUGAUGCGAAACAAACAAUCCUCAUCGCUGCAGAAGACGUACGAUGAAUGCUAUUUAAUAUGUUCGACAGCUGUAUAUUUUGAGGGGCAGGUUAGUGCGGAUAGUUGUAAUCUGGGCUGGAAGACUUUGCGAUUGGAGAGAGGAAUUACUGACAAGUUUUCAUACAGGGCAACGAGGCAGAAGCUUUACGAUCAUGGCGGUCGGCUCUUGAUCAAAUAUAUUAUCACAAUGCAUAUCGAGUUCCUGCAGGCUAUGUACCCAAAUCCGAAACCGAAAAAGCUUUGAAAGAUAGCCUGAGGUCUAUGGAAAUGCAAUGCAAGGAACGCGUCGAUCUAUUAGAAGCCCUAAAGGCCUCGCGGGAAGAAAAGGAAAGUGGAGAAAAGACUCCGCCAGAUGAGACGAGCAGUGGCGGCAGUGGCAGCGGAAGGUUUAAAUCAUUUUUGAAGUCUGGACGUGCUUCUUCGGAUUCUCUACCUCAUACUACAAGCAAUACCAGUAACACAAUUGGCGAGGGUACAAUUCCUGCGGUCAAUUAUGAUGGUCUACCAAAGCCUACCCCGCCUCCGCUGCCACAAAGACCAUCAUUGGCUGCAAAGAAUAGCUCAGAGAUGGCCGUCGUUGGUGGUGAGAGAAGUAUGUCGAGCUCUUCUAUUGCACCACAAUCAGCAUCAUCGAAGCCAUCCGCUCCAACAUUUCAUCCGUCAAUACCUGCGCCACAACACAAAAUGUCAAAAGAUUCAAGAAGUCCAAGCCCCGAAAAAGGAGGAAGAACAAUGCUUCAAACGUUGAGAUCUGGCGAUUCUAAGAAAAGUAAGAGUUCUCGAUCAAGUCAAAAGAAGGGUGAUAAUUCUGUCACGAAUAAAGCUGCUACUCUGGCUUGGAAUACCAUGGGUAGAAAGGGAAAAGAUAAAGACAGAUCGAUCCGUUCUCAAGAUCCAGAAACUGAUAACAGCACAACAAACCUACCAGGUACUAAGCCUGGCUUUUCUGAUCCAACCAAAGGAAAACCAUUACCUCCGAACCCGGUUCGAUUCGAUAGCACAACAAGAACUCUAGUGCCAGAAGCACGACCGCCCCGAAAGUCACCAGUCGAUUUACUAACUGGCAUGAAUGAUUUGGUUGGAGCCACGGGUCGAUCAAAUGGGUAUCCGUUUCCUCUAACUGAUCCAGGUCAACCAGGCGCUGUUUCGGGACAUUCUCUCAACGCCGCCACUAUGAAAGACUUGAUUAACCUUGAUUCUCCACUUGUACCACCACCUGCUGAGCCUGACACUGGUCCGUCAUCACAACCAUCAUCGAUAGAAUCCAGCGCUACAACAUUCGCACAGCUUAAGAAAGGACCUCCCCCACCACCACCUCAUUCAAGACCACCAGGUAAAUUUGAACCGUUGAAAUAUCCUACUUAUCUUCAGGAGUAUCCCGAUACAAUAGCCAAGAAGGGCAAUCCGGACGGCAUACUACUUCAGCGAAGGAGACCAAGUCCAAGGCUAGUCUCAGACGCGGAUUCUACAGCUACAUCAAAUCGCUUACAAAGAAAACCUGUGUCUGCAAAUAUUUCGUCAACAAGGCGUGUAGAUGAUGGCAGAAGGUCACGAGGUAAAGAAGUUAGACGAGUGAAGGGGGAUGACACUUCGUCUCAAAGUGCGAAUGAUGACACCAGUAAUGAAGAACCACGAACUCGACAUAAGAGAAAACAAAAGCAAGUGUUAGCACCAAUACUUGCUGAUCCCACGACACCAACAUCGGAUGAAUCCAAUGAUUCCGCCGCUGACACAAUCAGAAGUGCAUGGGAUGAGAAAGUAAAAUAUCUCAUGAAACAUCUUCCAAAAGGGGUCGAUGAAGGGGCUGCCAAGCAAAUCUUUAACGAGAUUGUAGUUCAGGGUGAUGAGGUGCACUGGGAAGAUGUCGCCGGUUUAGAGGCUGCUAAGAAUGCGCUCAAAGAAGCCGUCGUUUAUCCAUUUUUACGACCAGACUUAUUCAUGGGUCUUCGCGAACCAGCUCGUGGUAUGCUUUUGUUCGGUCCUCCAGGUACAGGUAAAACUAUGUUAGCAAGAGCGGUUGCCACUGAAUCGAAGUCCACAUUCUUCUCUAUCUCAGCUAGUAGUUUGACAAGUAAGUUCUUGGGUGAAUCUGAGAAACUUGUGCGAGCAUUGUUUUCUCUCGCAAAAGCACUGGCCCCAAGUAUCAUUUUCGUUGAUGAAAUUGAUUCACUCCUUUCCGCGCGAUCUGGUGGGGAGCACGAAGCUACAAGGCGCAUUAAAACUGAAUUUCUCAUUCAAUGGAGUGAUUUGCAGAGAGCUGCGGCUGGGAGGGAACAAACAGACAAGGAAAAGGAGAGAGGGGAUGCCAGUCGAGUUCUAGUACUUGCGGCAACAAAUCUGCCAUGGGCAAUUGAUGAAGCGGCGAGACGACGAUUUGUGAGAAGGCAAUAUAUCCCUUUGCCUGAGGAUGAAACUAGAGGCAAGCAAUUGAAGACUCUGUUGGGACAUCAAAAACAUAGUUUGAAAGACAAAGGCAUUGAAGAAUUGGUUAGGUUGACCGAUGGUAAGAUUUCUUGUUGCAUCAUUGGGAUAUUUCUAACAGCAUAUCUAGGGUUCUCGGGGUCCGACAUUACAGCAUUAGCUAAGGAUGCAGCCAUGGGCCCUCUUCGAUCUCUUGGAGAAAAGCUAUUGGAAAUGUCUAUGGAUGAUAUUCGUCCAAUGCAGAUGGAAGACUUUGAGGCCAGCUUGGUCAAUAUUAGACCAAGUGUAAGUAAACAAGGACUUCAAGAAUUUGAGGAUUGGGCAAAGGAGUUUGGUGAACGGGGUGGUUAAGUCUACGAUGCAUUUUUGUUUGUAAUUAUAUAUUACUUUGUGUAUAAAUAUUUUAGCUUUUGGUCUAACAUGAUUGAUUUGGAGGCCUAGCAUACAGUAGGAUCAUGGGGUUGGGAUGGCAAUGGAAAGGUCCCCAGUACCUGGAUGGGUUAUGAUUGAGAGUUGGGUCUUCAGAAUUGAGAAUUGAAACUCUUUACAGGAUAAGAGCUGGUAUGAUGCCGUUGUUAACACAACAUACGCAAUAGAUAUAUUACAUGAUGUGUUCAUUUUA
Molecule: messenger RNA, 3430 nt
Organism: Sclerotinia trifoliorum
Lineage: Eukaryota; Fungi; Ascomycota; Leotiomycetes; Helotiales; Sclerotiniaceae
Source: the annotation of a GenBank genome assembly